ACCGGUCACAGUGUCUGUCGGGAUUCCUGUGGUGACAAAUCCCUUCCCACCUCACUCCCACACAAGAUUUUUUAUGCUUGUCUUGCCGAAUCUUGCCUCAUCUCAUCUUUGAGAUGAAAGUUUCGCAAAAAAUACUGUAUCGGAAGCUCCAUUUUACUUUUAUUGAAAAUCAUAAUGGUUUAUGGAGGUGAGAAAGGAGAAGAAGGAGUUGUGGUAGGAUUUUCAAAGCUUGACUCGAAUGACAAGGACAUGCAUGUACAUCACGAUUCAACGAAUAACGUUUUAGGAGUUUCAUACGAUGGCAGUGCAAGAUGGAAGCGGAAGACAAUGCAUGCCCGAAUAGUAAUUGCUUUUCUCACUCUGGCACUAACAGCAGUUAUUGUUGUGCUCAUCUUAACACUGGAACUGCAAUUGAAUUGCCAUAAUGCUGGGUCAAAUUCAACUAGGAAAAACUCCUUAAAAGACUCUGUCAAAUUUUUGCUCUUCUCUGACUAUCAUUUUGAUAAUUACUAUGAUAAAAACAUCAAUGAUAAGCCUACAAGCUGUCGUAGACUUGGAAAUUUUUCUAAUGCAAGCUAUAAAGCUCCUUAUGGCAGGAUUGGCUGCGACUCGCCUGGGACUCUCAUUGACAACAUGUUGGAUACAAUAAAAGAACAUGAAGGUGCCAGCUUUGUCUUGAUGACAGGUGAUUUUUCUGCACAUAAAAUGGACCGUUCAUAUUUUGAYAACAAGACAACUACUGCUGAACGCACCCUCAAAAAUAUUGUAAUAUCUGCCAAAAAAACUAAAACAGCAUUUCCUAAAAUUCCUAUAUUCCCAAUGCUYGGUAAUAAUGACCUUCCUGGACACUAUGUUUUACCAGUAAAUAAUGAUUGGUAUACCAAAACACUGGCAUCAUUUGCACCACUUAUUCUGUGUAAUGGAUGUCCAGAUAAUGUGCCCAAACCAACUGAUCUGGAAACUCUUAAGAAGACUUUCCUGGACGGUGGCUACUAUGCUGUCAAUCUUACAAACACAAAUGAACGAAUGAUGCUACUGGUGCUGAACUCUCUCUACUGGAAUCCAUAUGCGAGUGAGCUCUCACAUGGGAACCCUGUGGUACAGGCAGUUGCGCGGAGACAGAUGGCAUGGCUCGAGGACCAGUUGGAGAAAGCCACGCAAUUGAGACAAAGGGUUUUUAUAUCUAGCCAUAUUCCUCCAGGAAUCGAUCCUUAUAACGGAGCGAAUUUCUGGMUGGGGAACUACACUGAAAUGUAUGUGAAUCUAGUGGCUGGCAAAUACAGGGACGUCAUUGCAGGUCAAUUUUACGCCCAUAUACAUAAAGAUGAUUUCCAUCUACAAGUACAAGAAACCCAGACAUCUAAUUCUGUGGAGAAACAGUCGCCCACUAAUAAGUCCUUUGCAAUACUGGUGCCGUCAGUAUCACCCAUCUAUGCAAACAACCCUUCAUUCCGUGUUGGAUWCAUCGACGUUGAAAAACAGGCUUUACUGGAUUAUGACCAGUUUUACUUGAAUAUCGUCAUGGCAACAGAAUUUAACUCAACAAAAUGGCAGUUCGCGUACCGGUUCAGCGACCGUUAUCCUUCCUCUAAUCCUUACAUUGAUGCAGAAAGAAUCUACCAACUAAACCAAGGACUGAUCAACGCGACGAGCGAUAGAACMUGGUUGAGUUACGUCUUUGCGCGCACACUUUUUUACAAUCCUGGUGCGUACUCACGGUUUUCKCUAUACUGCGCAAUGAGAUACGUAUUUGACUCUGAUUACAAGAAGUGUAUCCUGAAAUACAACGUCCCAGGUGGCUGACGCAUUGAUACGUAAAUUAUAUAAAUAGUAUUGAUCGGUUACGUAAAUAAGAGAUUUGAGACUUACGUGUAUUACAAGACAUCGAUUCUGAAGUUCGGUCGUUAAGUUAGACGUAAACUUUGAUCAUCAGAAAUAAACUGCCAACCCCUCUAGCUUUUUUAAUAGCACCUUUAUAAGGCCGGCUCCAGAUUUUGCAAAGAAAGUUAAAUAGUUUUAUAAAAUAAAGUGCGAUAUUGUUUGGUAUA
Messenger RNA from Exaiptasia diaphana, 2048 nucleotides. Its product is annotated as acid sphingomyelinase-like phosphodiesterase 3a. The record is from RefSeq and is a predicted model, not a curated record. The coding region runs from base 175 to 1803 and encodes 542 amino acids. The transcript has 6 exons. Gene Ontology annotation, molecular function: hydrolase activity. NCBI's taxonomy places the organism in Eukaryota, Metazoa, Cnidaria, Anthozoa, Actiniaria, Aiptasiidae.